GGGGGACAUUACUAUACUUAUUGUCGAGCACUUCUCUCCACCCGUGACGCGCACAAGGACUGUUAUGUUUAUUUAAGCAUUUUAUUGUUUUAUUUCUCAAUUUUCCUUUAGUUUACACAUUUUUCAUCGAGAUGUUCGGAAGCAAGUUCGGGGACCUUACCGAUGACCCCUUCUUCUCAGACCCAUUCCGAGCACACCAGGAAAAUGCACGCCAGAUAAUGCGAAGUUUCUCUGAGCCAUUUGGCGGACACUACAUGCAGAGCAUCAUGGAUGGCAGAAUGGGCAGCCAUGAAGCGGAGGAGACCCCGGCACUAAGAGGCGAACAUAGGAGUACCCGGAGAAAAGCCAGAGAAGAACAUUCAAACUCCCCACAAGAAGGAGGAAGCCAAAUGAUUCGAACUCCCGACUUCAGAAAUGAUAUGGCCACAAACCCUUUCAACAUGUUCGACAGCAUGGUGACCAACGUGAGGAGCAGCAUGGACGGGAUGUUAAGAAACUUUGAGAACAUGUCCACAGACCCCAACGCUCACUCGUUCAGCUCCUCAUCACUCAUGACGUAUUCCAAGGUUGGAAACGAACCCCCGAAGGUCUUCCAUGCUUCGUCGUCGACACGCCAGGCCCCGGGAGGUGUGAAGGAGACUGUGAAAGCCGUGAGAGACUCUGAAAGCGGCCUGGAGAAGAUGGCCAUCGGCCACCACAUAAAAGACAAAGGGCACGUCGUUGAAAAGAAAAGGAACAAGAAAACAGGAAAUAAGGAGUUCCAACAGGACUUCCAGAAUUUAGAUGAAUCUGAAGCGCAGUCCUUUGACGAGGAGUGGCAGAAGGAGUUUUCCAAGUUCAGGCCGUCUGGCUCCAUGGCUCAGCUAGAGCCGUCCCGACGUCGCAGAGGUCAGCAGGCAAGUCUAGCUGGUCCGGAGCCAAGCCGCAGUGAACAACCCAAGUCCAAAAGUAAAGGUAUCCUGAAAGCUUCCAACUCGCCAAAGCAGUAAAAUCAUCAACAUCUCCGCAAGUGCUCUCACGAAACACACACACACAUCCACAAAUGAUGGCAUUAUCCCCGUGACUUAAUUGGAUAGAGCCGACCCAUAAAUUGAAACAUUUUGAUAUGCUUGGCAACGUGACUGUUAAGCUGCUGCUUCUGCUCCCAUCUCCUUAUUUUCAAUUGUCACAUUUCCAACUUUGGUCGCAGUGGCACAAAGGUUGAGGAAGUUAGGAAAUGACGCGUUGCCGAUGACAGAAUAACGGUGAAUUUAGUGAGCUGGAUUCUGAACGAGUGGACCAAUCGGUGGUCUCCAAAGCGAUAGGUGAGAGAUGUAUAGUAAGUGGCAGCUCUGCGACGCCUGAACUUAUAAUAGGGGCAAUUUUAUCAGACAAGACAGUGUUUUUGUUUUUAAGAAGAGCAAAGAAUAGUUUGUGAUUUUUUAGCAAAUGUUUUCCACUCUUAGCUCACGAGACAUUAGCUGUUGACUGAUUAGUUGAUGGGAUGAAUGCGAAGGGCUGUAAAGGGCUUGAGUUGACUGACUUAGGAGCCACAAAUGCAUUUAAAAUAGGUUGAACGUAUCUCGUCGAGUAGCUGAAAUGUUUUGUGUCCGCUUUGUACAAAGAGUAAUUUCUUUCCCUUUU
Molecule: messenger RNA, 1623 nt
Organism: Syngnathus acus (greater pipefish)
Lineage: Eukaryota; Metazoa; Chordata; Actinopteri; Syngnathiformes; Syngnathidae
Gene: mlf1
Product: myeloid leukemia factor 1
Exons: 8
Coding region: 132-989 (285 amino acids)
Biological process (GO): regulation of DNA-templated transcription
Cellular component (GO): nucleus; cytoplasm
Source: RefSeq, a predicted model, not a curated record